UACGGAAUGAACUCACUGUCCAGGUGUACGAAGUUCAUGCUCGAGCAGCAUUAGAAGCAGGUGACCUGGCAGAAUACAAUCAGUGCCAAACACAGCUAAAGACUCUUUACUCCGAGGGGAUUUCCGGUUGCUGUAACGAAUUCACCGCGUACAGCUUGUUGUAUAUUAUUUUCCAGAAUGGAAGUAACCGAGAUCUUUUGUCAUCAAUAGCAAGGCUGACACCAGAGGCCCGAGAAGACGAGGCAGUUAAGCACUCUUUAGCCGUGCGUGGUGCCGUGGCCCUGGGAAACUACAUCAUGUUCUUCCGGCUAUACAAAACGGCUCCAAAUCUCAACUUCUAUUUGAUGGAUCUUUACGUGGAGAGGAUGCGUUUUGAAGCCCUGAGGUGUAUGUCUCGGUCGUACAGGCCGACGUUACCUCUGGAAGUGAUAGCUCGGAUGCUGGGAUUCACAAAUGGAGCACAGGCUGACAAGGAUGUGCUCGACGAGUGCGAAGAAUGGGUGAAAGCUCAUGGCGGGCAAGUUGUCGUGGACAGCGCUAGUUCUGAGCGGCAAUUCGAUGCAAAGGCAAGCGCUGCCACCUUAUUCAUGCCGGAACCAGAAGACGCGGUUGCUCAUGGCGAUGCUAACCUCGCCGUCAACGACUUUUUGACUCGUUCGGCCCAAGCUUGAACGCUUUGGGAGGUAAAAGUUAGCAAAAAGGAGGAGAGCGAUUCUUUGCCAUUUCCACGAGGAAGUGUAAUAAGAUGGAGGGGGGCUGCUGCAAACUUAGAGAGGAAAUUUUGUUGUAUUGAAAUACAAUUGUACAUUACCCAAGCUAGAUUGGACCACCAGAACAUCGACGCCGUGCUCAUCGCCAGGAUUCUCGAGGGCUCGGUUGGUGUGGAUUGUGAUCGACGGUCGUGUUUUUGUUGAGUCAGUAGGAGAGACAAAGUUUGCAUCUACCUUUUAA
Messenger RNA from Selaginella moellendorffii, 951 nucleotides. RefSeq names its product SAC3 family protein A. Gene Ontology annotation, cellular component: nucleus. Bases 297 to 671 code for a protein of 124 amino acids. The record is from RefSeq and is a predicted model, not a curated record. Lineage: Eukaryota; Viridiplantae; Streptophyta; Lycopodiopsida; Selaginellales; Selaginellaceae. The transcript is spliced from 6 exons.